Messenger RNA from Daktulosphaira vitifoliae (grape phylloxera), 1508 nucleotides. It is a transcript of the gene MED21, whose product is annotated as mediator of RNA polymerase II transcription subunit 21. Gene Ontology annotation, biological process: rDNA heterochromatin formation; cellular response to glucose starvation; regulation of transcription by glucose. Gene Ontology annotation, cellular component: mediator complex; rDNA heterochromatin; nucleolus. Bases 292 to 1290 code for a protein of 332 amino acids. NCBI's taxonomy places the organism in Eukaryota, Metazoa, Arthropoda, Insecta, Hemiptera, Phylloxeridae. The record is from RefSeq and is a predicted model, not a curated record. Gene Ontology annotation, molecular function: transcription coregulator activity; methyltransferase activity. The transcript has 5 exons.
AUUACACUACAUUAUUUUCCUCCUUGAUUACUCGCUGUGCUAAAGAUAUUGAUGCUCUGAUUGAAUCAUUACCUAAUGACGAUACUUCAACUGAACUUCAAGUAUUUAUUAGUAGCAAGUCUAAGAAGAUUAGAGCAGGAAAAUCAAGUUUCUGCUGAAAGGUUAGAAGACGUUGUUCGAAAAGGUGAACUCUUGUUAGAACAGAUUCAAGCAGCUCUUUCUGAUAUUGCUCAGCAGCAAUUAGAUAUUCAACAAAAUAACGAUAAUAAUACAACUUAAAAAGAAAUCAUAAUGAAAGUAAAAAAUAAGAAAAAUGUGGCUAAAGUAUUAUCUGUCAUCAGUAAAACACAUAAAAUUAAAAGAAAUAAAAUAAAACGUCUUACUGACAAAAAAAGCAAAAAAAAUAAAAAAAUAUCAAAGAAAGUAUUGAUAGAGGCUGGUAUAAAACCUGAUUCAAAGAAAUCUAAAAUGACUAUUGAUAAAUCAUGUGCAACAAAUAGUUUAUCAAAAUUGACCAAUGUAAGUUAUAAAGGAACACCAUCGAAUUCUACUCCUACAAUCUGUAGGCCACAAAAAAAGUUUGAUGGAAAUAAAAAUCAAACAUCAUUUCUUAAAAGAAUGAAAGAUAAAUUGAAAAGUGCAAGAUUUCGGUAUUUGAAUGAACAGUUCUACUCCUCUACAAGCCAAGAUGCUUUGACAUACUUUAAAAAAGAACCUGAUGCGUUUAAAGCUUAUCACAAUGGAUAUAUGCAACAAGUCAAACUAUGGCCAGUGAAGCCAUUAGAUAUUAUAAUAAAAAAACUUGCACCAAUGCUUAAAAAGUCUAGUGAAGAAAAUCCAAUUAUUGUGGUAGAUUUUGGUUGUGGAAAUGCCAAACUAGCUCAAACAUUUUCUAAAAAUAAAAUCCAUUCUUUUGAUUUAGUAGCUGUUAAUAAUUAUGUCACAGCUGGAGAUAUGGCUCAUACUAACCUUACUAACGCGUCUGUUGAUGUGGCAGUAUUUUGUUUAUCUCUUAUGGGUACAAACCUACAGUCAUUUAUUAAAGAAGCAAAUAGAGUUCUUAAAAUUGGAGGCAUUAUGAAAAUAGCUGAGGUGGAGAGUAGAUUUGAUAAUAUUAAUACAUUUGUUUUACAAUUAACAAAAUAUGGAUUUGAAAGUAUCAAAAUAGAUAAUUCAAAUGAAAUGUUCAUAUUUAUGGAUUUUAAAAAAAUUCAAGAUAUUAGUAAGACGGCCUUAAAAAAGAAAUUGCCAAUAUUAGAAUUAAAACCUUGUAUUUAUAAAAAACGCUAAUUAUGGAAUAUCGAUGAAGUAUUCCUAUACAUUUUUCAUCAAAUAUGUACAUAUCUGAAAUUGGUGUAAAAAUUGAAAAGUUUUCAUCUAUUGAGUUGUGUAUAAUUAUUUUUAAAAUGUCUACAAUUUAUUUUAUUUUAUGAAUAAAAUUGACCCAGCCGUUUUAAAAACUUAUAAAAAUAUGGAACUUAUUUUAGCAUUAUAAUAAUAAAUAUUUC